Messenger RNA from Juglans regia (Persian walnut), 1563 nucleotides. RefSeq names its product UPF0481 protein At3g47200-like. The transcript has 3 exons. The coding region runs from base 224 to 1486 and encodes 420 amino acids. The record is from RefSeq and is a predicted model, not a curated record. Lineage: Eukaryota; Viridiplantae; Streptophyta; Magnoliopsida; Fagales; Juglandaceae.
CAUUAUUAAGGGAAACCAUAUUGGCUUGGCUUGAGCAAAUAUCUCCCCUACGUCUUGCUCCGGCAGGUUUUUCUUGCCGAAAGCAGGACUAAGUAGUUUUGGUGAUUGACAAUUAUAGACCAGGCCAAGCAAGCAAUUAUAGACCCAGGCCUAGCUACCAAUCAAUACAGUGACAGCCAGGGGCAGCUAGUACAAAAUUAAGGAAAGGCAAACAAAUCUUAAAAUGUCUCAAUUACAUGUUGGAAUCGAUGUUGGGUCAUUGACAUCUUCAUUACUAGGUAAGAUGUCCCAAAGUCCAAGCAUGUCUUCUCGGUGCUGCAUCUUCAAAACCCCCCAAAUACUCAAAAGGCAUAAUGAGAAAGCUUACAUCCCGGAUGCAUUUUCAAUUGGACCCUUCCAUCAUGCCAAAGCAAGCCUGAAAGACGCGGAAGAAGUUAAACUCAAGUAUCUUCAAGCCCUUAUUAAUAGAUCUCCAAAUCCGACUCAAAAGCUAGGUGAGAUGAUAAAAUACAUUGCAGAGGUUGAAGGGGAGGCUCGUGGUUGUUAUGCCCCACCAAUUGGCCAUACCAGUAAUGAAUUUGUGGAGAUCUUGGUACUCGAUGGUUGCUUCAUAAUUGAGUUGUUCCGAAGACACACAAACAAGGGGCUUAGAGAUACGGACGACCCUGUAUUCACCAUGUCUUUUAUGCUCCAACUUCUUUACCAUGACUUGUGUUUGCUGGAAAACCAAAUGCCUUGGUUUGUGCUUGAGCGCCUCUUCCACAUGACCAGCCUGCAUCCUGCAAACAUUUCCCUGGUUCAACUUGCCCUUAAAUUCUUCGAUUGCAUAUUCCAAUCAAUACCAUUAUCCUCGAAAAAGAGUCUGGAGCACCUGAACCUCCAUGAAAGCAAGCAUAUCCUUGACCUACUAAGGAAUUCACUGAUUUUCACAACUACAAGAAGUGAGGGUGAAACUUUUGGGUGGCAACCACUUCCUUCUGCAAGGAUUUUGGAAGAGGCCGGAAUCACGUUCACGAGAGUAAAGUCAAGUAACAUCCUGGACAUCAAAUUUCACAAUGGUGUGCUAGAAAUCCCACCUCUAUUGAUUCAGGAAACCACAGAAACUGUCUUUCGAAACCUUAUAUGUUUCGAACAGUGUCAACCAGAUUGCAGACCCGUGAUCACUUCUUACGCUAUACUCUUUGACAACCUCAUUAACACUGCCAAGGAUGUUAAUAUACUCUUAGAGAAAGGGAUUAUAGAUAACUGGUUGAAUCUGGAGGAUGCAACUCGAUUCUUCAACAAGCUUUACCUGGAUACCUAUGUCAAAGAGUACUAUUUUUUGGAGUUUAACAAGCAAAUAAACAGCUACUGCAACGGCUACUGGCCCAGACUGCGCGCAUACUUAGUGCGGAAUUAUAUAUUAUCCCCAAUGGGUAUUGUUUCUCAAGUUGCUGCCUUUAUUCUCAAUAGUUGUACCGUCGUACAAACCUUCUUCAAGAAGUAGACUUUCUUUCCGAUCAAGACUAGCAUUAUCAUCUUUACAUGUUCAUGAUGAAAAAAAAUAUGUAUUUACUUAAAAUG